CACCUGCACCAACAAGUCCCAAAUAGUACGCGUUUUUGCAACCGCGGCUACUGGACUGCUUUCGAACUGCGUUACCUCUGCUACAGCCUUUGCGCGUGAACUCAUCUGUAGCCAUGGCUCCAGCCGGAACUCAAACAGUAUUCGGCUAUGGUAGCAGCCUCGACUGGCGGCCCACAUCUUUCGUGAGCCCGUUUCCGUCAACCAGAGUGUGCAGCGCCUGUGGACUGGUACCCCCGGCGACGGCCAUGUUACACUGCUGUCACGUGCUUUGUCAGCCGUGUUUCGACUGCCUUGGCCGCGACAGUUGUGGGAGGAAGCGCUGCCCUCUUGACAAAGAGUGUUUUGGAGAUGAAGACGUGACGUGGUCAACGCACAGCAAGGACAGUGUUAUGAACAGCCAGGUACGCUGCUGGAACACGGUCAACGGUUGCGACGCCGAGGACAAUGCUUCUGCCAUGCUGGAUCAUUUCACAAACACCUGCCGAUUCCAUGCCGUAAAGUGUCACAUGUGCGGCGGCAGCGUGCUGCACCGUGACUUUGCAAACCAUCUUCAGUCAGGCUGCAUUCCUACGUGCUACGGCAGCGAGCAGCCGCUGAGCGAAAACUUUGCCAACGCGUUCUUGGAAGUGAAAGACGCGCUGAGGAAGAUCUCGGAUGAUAAUGUGUCAUUACAAGCUAGUCUUAACACGUUUCAAGAGCGCCUCGACUCCCAGAGAGACCGUGCCAUGGCGUUGCUGUCUGUGAAUGUCAAUGACACCAUGACAACCGCCGUGGAAAGGAUCAGAGAGUCUUGUCAAGCGUCGCUCGCCGGCCAUUUGCGCGAAGUGUCCGCAGAACGCGGGCGUCAGCACACUGAGAACCGGCGAACCAUGCAACGGCUCCUAACCGGCGAAUUCAACCGGAACAUGGUGUCGCUGAACGCCAAGAUAGACAAAGUAUUUGGUGAAGGGUGUACUCGUGAGACUAGUGAUGAUUCUCCCUCCAGCUUGGCCAGCUACGUGACUUCCAGCAUAACCAGAGAGAUUAACCAAUUCAUGAAGGAGCUCUCUGAGCGUCCGACACUUUCCGGGAGGGACGCGUCCAGGGUCCUCAAGCUAUUGGCUGCUGCUGCCUUUGGUAACAAGAACAAUGCUCUAGUGGAACAUCCACCGUCACGUUUUUGGGAAAUAGAUGACUGGAAUGAUUUCUGUCCGGAGUCUGGCGGCCGAGGUCGCCAAAAGCGUCGAGAUAGGAUCGGCACUCCAUACUACUUAGGUGGACAUCUGGUGGUGCCACGUUUGUGCUUUUACCCACGCACUGAUGAUGUUCAGUAUCGUCCCUACAUUAUCAAGGGUUUGUACGAUGAGUUCUUGGACGAGCCCGAGGAGGCAUCGAAUGUGCGCUUUGUUCAUCCCACAGAUUCUUCGAGAGACUUGGGAUUUACAGGUGACUUCAGUUGGGUCAGGCCGGAUCACUACUUUGAGUGUAUGGGCAGUGAAGUGCUGUACAUAGGGUGCAACUCAAUGGCCAUAGAAGUCCGCACAUUGGAACGUGGUAACUUCAUAACUGAUGACUCAGCUGAGCUCGAGAUAUGCCACUCUUAAUAUAUCGCAUUGUGUCAUUUUGCAUGAAAGUUUCUACAAAAUUUCACCAUGGUGAUUCGGGGAAGAUGUUACCUCGACAGGAUAAAGCUGGACGGCUGACCUGUGUUGUUAAGAACAGAUAAUCACGUUGCCUGUUUAUCUUCGUUAGCCUUUUUCAUUUAAAACUUCUUGUACUGAUAACCUUCAUUGUUCAACUCAUGUUCUUGUGUGUUUCUAAAGUUUACGUUGCUUUUAUUUUUUGGAUCACCUUUAGUGCAACAGAGUUGGUGCCAUAUGUCUCUCAGAGCAUGCAUAAAGCACAUUCUGUGCGAGUUGGAGGUGCUCACUUUAAAGCAUGAUUGUCUUUUAUUUCAUGCUGUGUCUUUGUCGUUUGUAAACAAUGACUUGAUGUGUGUGUGUGUGUGUGUGUGUGUGUGUGUGUGUGUGGGGCAAGAAUUCCCCCGCCCUUGUGUCCUAACUUUGCCGAGAUGUCUUAUCAGUGUCUUCCAUGCAGAAAUAUUAGUGGAGCGCACAUAAGACGGGGUCAAUAGAAGGCACAUGAACACACAGAUGGUGCUACGUGUCUGCAUAUUCGUGACCUUUGUUGUCCAUGUCUUGUAUGCGUUACACUAGGGGCGCGAUCUUGUACGCGUUCCAAAAUGGAACGGAGGCGUUCCAUUCCAUCGAGCCGCCCACGAUUGGUCAAUUUGAACCGCGACGUUCAAAUUGACCAAUCGUGUGCGGCUCGAUGAAACGGAACGCCUCCGUUCCAUUUUGGAACGCGUACAAGAUCGCGCCCUAGUAUUCCAGGAUAACAUACCAACACGCCUGCAUGCAACACUAGUUGGUUCCAUGCAUGGUUGUUCUAUCUCUCUUUGGAUGCGAUGCAUGCCUUAUGUUAUGACUGCCAUUCUGAAAACAGUGACUUUCACACUUGCCUGCUUCCUAGGGUGAACAAUGCUCAGUGAUUCAUUUUCUGUUGUCUAAAGUUGGAGUUUGGCGGGCUAUGCUGAGCAGAACAAAAUUACAUGGCUGUACGUGGCAGUCAUAAUGAAAGCUGUCAUGCUGAAAGACCGAUUCAGAACCAGCCAGUUUCUUGCUCACUUCUACCAAACAGCUUUCCUGGCAUGUACAUUGCAUUUAUAUGAGGCCAGUGCCAAAAAUAAAUAAAAAAGAGUCACGCCAAUGUUCACUAGAUGUGAUCUUGGAUGAAUUGUCUACAAGUUGGCCAUACCCCGUCAAAACUGAAGCAUAUUCAAACUUGCACAGCAGUAAUUGGAAAGUCUGUGACCCCACAACAUUUAGUUAUAAGGUAUUCGUGGCACUGUGCUUUUCUUGCAGUAUUGGCAGUUGAAAAAAAUGCUUCAGUAUUGAAUUCCGCAAGGAAGCAUACUGGGGCUGUUAUUUUGUAUGUUGCGUGGGAGGACAUAAGGCAAUUUAUCUGCUGUACAUGAAGCUGGAUUCAGUGCAAACAGCCAACUCCACCUGUAAUUUGAUAUUGAUGGCACAGCUGCACGAGAAGAUGCAUGCCACAGUUGUCCUUGGUUCCAUUCUUCAGAUGUUUUCCUUUGCAUUAGCGCGUCUCCAUAUUCUUCUGGAUUGACUGUGGCCAUUUAGCUGCCUUCAAGUCAUAUUGGCACGCUAACAGCUGCACGACCAUGCUAGUCCUUUACUGUGAGUGAGAGCUGCCUUUCAUAGCAUGAGGUGUGCCAAAAAGAGUGACUCAACAGUUGUGUUUGCAAUCUAUGCAAGAAAGACUUGCUUGUUACAAAUGCUUCUAGAAUGUGGCAAGUUUAGGUAAUUGUUUAUAAGCAGAGGAACUAUCAGCUGUUUUCACACGUUCCCUCUGAGCACUGCCCUCCAUAACAUCACCCAGUAGCGCACCCAGGAUCUCUGCCAGGGGGGGGUUGACAGUUUGCCAAUACCAUCUAAACAGCACUAAUUUUGAUUUCUUCAUGGGAAAUUGUAAAACAAAUGCGCUUUUUGCAAGUGUGCAGAUGAUUGCGCGUCUUACAUCUUAAUUGCAGUACUCAAAUGCGUAAGGAAAGAAAAUGGGUUAAACAAAAGGGGGGGUUAGGUCGGCCUCAGGGGGGGGGGGGGGGGGCUAAAACCCCCGAAUCUCCCCCCGUCGGUGCGCCACUGACAUCACCUAACUUUGAGGAUAUUUGAAACAAAGGGCAAAAUAAAACUGAAUAGCAGGAAAAUGAAGCACUCAAACUGAAGUGGUGUGCUGCCAUUAGCUACCUAAAGGACAUAUUGUGUAUGGUUUGUUUCCUUGAGCUUGUUCAAAAGCAAUUUGAUGAUUUCACUAAGUUCGCAUAAGAAUUGAUAACUUUUCAUCUUGUGUAUUGCUAUCAGUGUUGAGUCCCACAACUACUUUUUGUAUGAUGUGUUGUGCCCUACGCUGCAAUAAACAUCAGAAUGUGCUCUUGA
Messenger RNA from Dermacentor silvarum, 3995 nucleotides. RefSeq lists its product as uncharacterized. Gene Ontology annotation, molecular function: ubiquitin protein ligase binding; tumor necrosis factor receptor binding. The transcript has 2 exons. Gene Ontology annotation, biological process: tumor necrosis factor-mediated signaling pathway; regulation of canonical NF-kappaB signal transduction; protein K63-linked ubiquitination. Lineage: Eukaryota; Metazoa; Arthropoda; Arachnida; Ixodida; Ixodidae. Gene Ontology annotation, cellular component: cytoplasmic side of plasma membrane; plasma membrane signaling receptor complex. The record is from RefSeq and is a predicted model, not a curated record. Bases 114 to 1583 code for a protein of 489 amino acids.